Molecule: messenger RNA, 1101 nt
Organism: Aspergillus campestris IBT 28561
Lineage: Eukaryota; Fungi; Ascomycota; Eurotiomycetes; Eurotiales; Aspergillaceae
Product: putative NADH-ubiquinone oxidoreductase 18 kDa subunit
Exons: 3
Coding region: 52-708 (218 amino acids)
Biological process (GO): electron transport chain
Source: RefSeq, a predicted model, not a curated record
CACUUCUUGCUCCUCGUCUUUCCCCCAUCCACGACCCGACAUAUCCCCACCAUGUCGCUCAUUAGAGCAGGAACUGCCUGUUUCCGUGCCGGCCGUCUGGUCGCACCUCUCAAUGCCCGCUUCGUUUCCGCCAAUGCCGGUCCUGGUGGCCCGUCGGUGAAAACCUCCCCUUCGGAUGCCCCGACCACCACCCACAAGAGUAGCACCUUGAUCCGUCAAGAGAGCCCCUCGGAGGCUAUGGCCCGUCAUCAGCCGGAUUACGAUGCCACCAUUGAUGCCGCUACCUCGCAAUUCUCUCCUGUCCCCAAGCGUGUCAUGGACGGCAGCGAGCCCGGCGAGACCGUUCCCGCCGCAGUCCUCUCCGGCGCACCCACCGACCUGCAGGCUCGUACGGUCAGAAUCUACCGCCCCUCGAAGCCCGCGACGCAGUCCGGCACCUGGCACGGCCACCACUGGAAAAUGGACUGGGACAUCUUGCAGCGGGGUCACCGGUGGGAGAACCCGCUGAUGGGCUGGCAAUCGUCCGCCGAUUUCAUGCAGGGAACCGCCCUGAACUUCAAGUCCAAGGAGGACGCCAUCAUGUUCGCGCAGAAGCAGGGGUAUGAGUACUUCGUGCAGGAGCCGAAUGAGCGCCGCUUUGUGCCCAAGUCUUAUGCCAACAACUUCGUCCACGAGUCGAAGAAGCUUAAGCACAUCAAGACCAAAUAAUCGAUUCUUUCUGGUGUAUUAUGUGUACAUAAUUGCAAGCUUUUGCUUCUAUUCGGAUCUUCUCAGAGUCCCAAUGAUUUUCUGCGUUUUUGGGUUGAAACCCUUGAUAGAGGCGUGGUAGGAUCUCAACCGACGUAUUGGUUGUGUUUAGACAAAGCCGGUCUUGGGAUAUAUGCCAUUGACGAUUCUGCAGGACUCAAAUGUCCAUAACACAGCUAUUAGCUCUGAGCUCUGGCCUGUGCUUAUUUCUAGUGCUUGCCUCCAGUACCACCAGCAGUGGUCAAGUUGAAGAUCCAGGCUGAACAACGCUGCGAGCUAGACAGGACGCACUGGCACAAUCAAUAUCCAAGCACUUCCACAAUACAAAUCCAUUGCCUACAUAGUCCAAUCAAU